AUGGCGCAGAUCUCAGCUAUGGCAGAGAAGGUGACUGCGAGUGGUCAGUCUCCGCGAAACCGGCAGCAUUCGAAGGUCUCGAACAGUGUUCUGGCCUUGAAACUUGUGACUCAGGCCCAUAAUCGGAGCAAGAUCGUCUCCUCGUCCCUCGAUAAGGAAUACGCCGGCAUCACCGGUGUGCCCUCGUUCACAAAGGCCGCGGCGCUGCUCGCCUACGGGCCCAACUCGAAACCGAUCCAGGAAGACCGCGUCGCCAUCAUCCAGUCCAUCUCCGGCACCGGCGCGCUGAGAAUAGGCGGUGCUUUCCUCGAACGCUUCUACCCGGGCGCAAAGACCAUCUACAUCCCCACCCGCCGUCGUCUCCGACUCGGGGUCGAGGUCAAGCAGUACAAGUACUACAAUACGGACACCAUCGGGCUGGACUUUGACGGCAUGAUCGCGGACCUCGUCAAACCCGAAGGUGACUACGUCCCCUGGGACUGCUAA
Fonsecaea erecta is the source of this 486-nucleotide messenger RNA. RefSeq lists its product as hypothetical. The record is from RefSeq and is a predicted model, not a curated record. Gene Ontology annotation, biological process: L-aspartate catabolic process; biosynthetic process. The transcript has 3 exons. NCBI's taxonomy places the organism in Eukaryota, Fungi, Ascomycota, Eurotiomycetes, Chaetothyriales, Herpotrichiellaceae. The coding region runs from base 1 to 486 and encodes 161 amino acids. Gene Ontology annotation, molecular function: L-aspartate:2-oxoglutarate transaminase activity; pyridoxal phosphate binding. Gene Ontology annotation, cellular component: mitochondrion.